Nilaparvata lugens (brown planthopper) is the source of this 4945-nucleotide messenger RNA. RefSeq lists its product as uncharacterized. The transcript is spliced from 12 exons. The record is from RefSeq and is a predicted model, not a curated record. Bases 169 to 1998 code for a protein of 609 amino acids. Lineage: Eukaryota; Metazoa; Arthropoda; Insecta; Hemiptera; Delphacidae.
CUACAGUUACUAUAAACCGUAAAGCCGCGUCCAGACUAUGCCGAUCGACUAUCGACAAAGUCGAUCGACACGUUCGAUAUUUGACUUGUCCACAUACCUCUGUAAAUGUGGACUAGUCGGGCGACACACGCCGGUGUAAAGUGAAUUUAAAUUAAAGUUAAUGAAUAAAUGAGUGACUCGGAAGACGCUGCAGUGGCGGCUGCUGCAAUUAUCAUUGCAGUUACAGGAAGUCAACAUGAUCGCCGUCGUCGUCGCCGCCCAAGGAGGUGUUGGGUAUUUAAGUGGAAGCGCUCUAUGAGGAUGAAACUGUUUUAUAAUCGACGACAUUUUAAAAGGAUAUUCAUAGGAACACUCUUCGUCAUCCUAGCCAUCUUCUUUUUCGUAUUUAUUAUUGUUCCUGUGAUUUUCCGCUACUCAUACAGUUUACAAAGAAGUCUACUUUUCCUCAAUUUUGGAAUUUGGAAGAUGGUGAUUUGGCCAGGGGAUAUGCCAAUCCAAGCAAUGACCCAAUCUGUUCGCCACCUCAACCGAUUCAACGAUGUGACCAGGGAGAGCGUGGGUGACUGCUCAGAUUUGGGGCCUCUGGAUGCGACAGUGUUGAUUGGAGGGGGUAAUGACAUUGCCAGAAAUGAUGCCAAAGGUUUCAUAUCAGUCCUGCGUAGGAGGCUGGCUGAUUUAAGACACAUCAGAUUUGGCUUCCGAAAAGGCCUCUCAACCACACAUGCUCUUAUAAAACUGGUUGAAGAAAUUCUUGACUGCUUUGAAGAUAAAUCCUCUGCCGCUGUCUCUUUCUGUGACCUCAGUCGUGCAUUCGAUUGUGUGUCACAUGAUAUCCUCCUGGCGAAAUUGAAACACCUUCAUGUUGAGGGACCUGCUCUUGAGCUACUUUCUUCCUAUUUGCGAGGCAGAGUGCAGUACGUCUCCGUGAAUGGUGACAACUCUCGCGUUUUGCCUGUGGAGUGUGGUGUGCCUCAGGGGUCUGUAUUGGGUCCAGUGCUUUUUCUGAUCAUGAUUGAUGAUCUUAGCAUAAAUGUCCCAACAAAAAUCUUCAUGUAUGCCGAUGAUACCACAGUUCUUAAUAAGCAUAAAAAUGAUGCUCAAGCUGUUGCACUGUCGGAGAGGAAUCUGGAGUCGGUCCAAACUUGGUUGAAUGCCAACGAACUGUUCCUCAACAAAGCCAAAACCACAACAUCCCUCGAAUGUUGCAAUGAAGGUGUGAAAUUAGGCGUAUGGCACAUUCUGCCUUCGUCCAAACUGCCUGGACUAGUGGUGGACUCGGGCAUUCUGAAUAGAGGAACAACUGAUGAGCUGUACAACAGCUACCUUGCAGAAGGCCAGCCUAUAUUCAUCUACCAUCACGGCAAUGCUGGAAACAGAGCCAGCAAGCAUCGCCUUGAAUUGUAUAAAUUACUACAGAAGAACAACUAUCAUAUUGUUGCAUUCGACUAUAGAAGCUACGGAGACUCGUCUGCUGUUGAUCCCGAUGAAACGGGUGUCGUUUCAGAUGCGAAAGCUGUUUACAAAUGGGUCCGGUCAUUGGCUCCCAAUUCCAAUGUUUUCCUUUGGGGCCACUCUCUUGGAACCGGGGUAGCCUCACAUUCUAUCCAUGAUUUGGAAGCAGAAGGCAAUAAAAUAACGGGUCUCAUUCUUGAAGCACCGUUCACGAAUCUUCAAGAAGAAAUUCGCGACUAUCCAAUGUCUCGAAUGUUCAAGCCUUUACCUUGGUUCGACUUCUUCUUCGUGGAUCCCACUUACGAUAAUGGAUUGAGGUUUCAGUCAGAUGUCUACCUUUUGAAUGUCACCGCUCCCAUUAUGAUUUUACAUGCUGAGGACGACAAUGUUGUGCCUGUUCAUCAAGGCAUCAAUCUGUACCAAAGGGUAAAAUCAGCAAGAGGUGAAAAUGGUGUUCCGAUCAAGUUUGUGAAGUUCGCUAAAAGCCAAGGAUAUGGCCAUGACCAUAUUUCUCGAGACAAAGGACUAACGAAUAUUAUAUCGUAAGUAGUACAAUAUAUAAUUAUUAGUAGUAUAAUUAUUCCAUAUUAGACUUUGAAAAUUGCACUAAGCCCAGGAAAUUCAGUGACUCCAAACAAUAACACAGUAACGAUGGAACUAUACUGUGAAUAAAAAAAUUGAGACCUGAGCCACCAGCCGAUAAUAUUGGCGUUGCUAGAUUGUUUGAAACUGUGACUUUCUCAAAUUUCGAAUUUUUGCUUUUGGCUUAUAUGAUAUUGAAGUUAAAUAUCUUUUAUAGUUCUUCCUGACUAUUUUGGGGUAGGCCCUACUACUUAAUCUCAAUGAACUGAUGGUAUAUCUUAAUUUUGAACUGAUUGAUUAAUCUCUAUUUUAUUUAUGAUUAAUAUUAUUGUUAAAUGUAAUCAAAGCAAAUGCACAAUUUAUUUCUAUUUUAGUGAACCUUAUCGUGAAUAUACGUAACUCUAACAGUAACUUACUCGUGAAGUAAUAUUCGUUGAUCGUUAUUAAUAUUGUUAAUUCAUAUUUAUUUUUACUAGAUUAUGAUAUGUUUUCCUGUUUACACUGUUCAUAAAAAUAUUUAUUCUAGGGGUUUAGAUUUAAGAAAUUUGAGAAUCUCAUAUUUUCGAUUUUUUUAUUAAAUUGUACGGUACGGUAUUGUAUUCAUAAAUAAAUUCCAUUUUCAUUUAUUUAUUUGCUCAAAUACGACUUUGACGUUUCAAUUGUUCAAUGUUUGAAUUUUCAUUUUCAUUAAAUUAGAAACUAUUUUCAAAAAAAUGUUAGAUAAUUUAUUAUAUUCUGGAAUUCGUAUCAAUUUUAUACUAUAGCUUUUGUGUACUAGUAUUAAAGGAUGUCAGAGUUAGCCGGCCAUCGAAACUAGUAGUCUACUUAUUAUUUUUGUGACAGACCUAUGAUAUAGUAAUCUGGGGAAAAUUCCGUAAUUUUAAAAUUUUCUGAAGAAAAAACUGGGCUCUCACCGGUGAAAACAUUUUACUCAUAGCUCUUCAAUGUCAAGAGUAUUGCUAGUGUUCUCUUCCUGGCUGAGUAAACUUCUAAAGUUCAAUAAUUACAAUGUACUGACUGGCUCUUAUUCAAAAUAUUGAUAAAGUCAUUCAUAAUAUAUUGUAAUCGAUUUUAAUUCUUUGGCCGGAAAAUGUAAUGUCAAAUCGCAUCAAGUUACAUUACCUUCUUCUGUAGUUGGUGAUUUAAGGCUUGAAUUAAUUCGAAUCUUUAUUGCAAUCUUUAAUGAUAUAAGUCAUAGAGUGAUGCCUGCUUCAAAAUACCGUCUUUUAUUUUUAACCAAAUUCAUAUUUUAAUUUCCUGUGUGUUUUUGCCUAAAACUGUAUUAUGUUUAUGGAUGAAGUUACUCUUUGAUAUUUUGAAAUGUGUUACCUAUUGAUUCUCAAAUUUCCAUAUUAGUGAUAUUCUAAGACAUUUUUGAAGUUCCUGCUCUAGAAUUAUCUAUUAAUGUUUAUUUUAUAUAUUAAAAUGUCAAUGAUUCCACGUGGAAGAUAUUUGACAAUAAUUAUUUAGUUUGGUAAAACAAUUGUAUAUUGAUGUCAGUAACAUAGUCUGCAUUAAAUUCAAUGAUUUAUUAAUUUAUGUUAAUGGCAUGUAAUACGUAAAAGUUGAAAUUGAGCUCACAAUAGUUAUUGUUCUGCCAUGACAUACUUUAUUCUUCUCUACAUCUGAAACCCUAAUUUAUUGUUGCAUAUGCCUGUAACUACUAUACACUAUGUAUAGUAGCUAUGUAUAGCCUGUAACUAUAGCACUAUGUUUCUAUAUGAACUGGUCAUCCUGAUCAUGUUCUCAAAAAAGAUAGCAAUUACACAUUUUGAAGCAAAUACAUUUUAAUUUAUUAUAAUGUAUACUGUGUAAACUGUUGAUAAUUCUGAACCGAAUUUACUUUUGCAUAAGUUACUCUAUAUUCUGCAUUUCUGUCAAUUUUUUUGCAAGUUACAUACAUAAUGAAACUAGGUACUAAAUGCUGCGGUUAACGCAGCUAGAACAACACAUUUUAUUUAAUGAACAGAAUAGGAACUGUGCAAACUGCAAACCGAUUUUAGUGUAAGCUUCUGGUUAGUUGAUCUUAAUCAACAUAACUGUGCAUGCUGACUGUUAGCUGAUCCCACAAGUAGAGGGAAAUUCGAAGGGGGAACUUGAGGCGCCUUUUAAAAAAUACUAAAAAACAUGCUUAAAUUAUUAUUUUUCAAAUUUUGAUUCAAGACCCAAUUUGGCGAAGGCCAACAAUGCCAUAUUUCGUAUUCGAAUUUCCGGGCUUGAGGAGAAUCUCUUAAGAUUUAUAGUACCACACGAGCAAUUUUUCCUUCCCCUCAUGACCGCUCUUCACAUUUUCCGCCACUUGUACAAUCGCUUUAGACUUCCUAGAAAAAUGUUAGUCUAAAUCAUAACAUUCUUUAUUAAAGAAAUCUAAUACCGCAGAAUAGUAGUUUGAAAAAAUAGGGCAAUAACUACUACAUCAUCGCAAAAUCCACUCAAUUCAUAUGCAGCCUCAUACUCACAAUUCAUUCAAUACAUGUAAUAAUUCACUCUAGUUGGAAUAAUAGAGGUAGAGUAAUGUUUAUGAUAUAGAGAAAUUAAAGUAGUCGUAUGUUCGUUCUCCUUCUCAGAUGAAAACUUAGUUGCAGAUGAAAAAUCUGAAUGAUUCAAGUUACAUAAUGUCAAUAAUUUAUUUUAUGAAAAGUGUUUUCUUGUACCAUGGGCUUGACAAAUCAUGUUUGAAUCUACUUUUAUGAUAUUAAGAAAGUAAGCUAGUGAUAUUUGAAGUAUGUGCUUGUGAAAUCAAGGUUGAGUCUACUUUUAUGAAAGUAGCCUACGCAUGUACGCUAGUGAUAUUUGGAGUGCCUAGUAAUGAUUAAUAUCAUUUCACAGUAGUUUAACUUAUCUAAGAAUGCCGAUUAAAUUGUUAUUAAUCAUUCAUCUUCAGGAAAUAAAAUUUCUCUAUCAAAUUCAA